Messenger RNA from Menidia menidia (Atlantic silverside), 6171 nucleotides. NCBI's taxonomy places the organism in Eukaryota, Metazoa, Chordata, Actinopteri, Atheriniformes, Atherinopsidae. The record is from the annotation of a GenBank genome assembly.
UUGCAAAUUAUAUCACCAUUAACCUAUUAGAAUUCUCUUUGUAUCACUUCUAAAUCUCUACGUCUUCAAUUGCAACGCUGUGUAAAUAUCGAAUGUGUAACCGAUUUAAAGUGGCAAAUAAGCAGUUUGGAUUUUGUCACAAGCUUUACGGGACGUUGAUACCCUGAACUCCUGUCGUGCAUUUUCACCCUGCAUUAUACCUAAUAUUACUCCGCACAAUACUGGGUAAUACGUCCUCCUCUAAAAACAAUAGUCCACGUAAUAAAAAUUAUCACCUUUUUACCCGCAUCUAACAGUGCUACUUCACUUAGCAUAGACACAGUUUAAAACACUAAUCUAUCUGUCGUGGUUGGGAGAAAAACACACCAUUUGAAACAAAAAAUAUAAAUAAGAUCCGGUUGGUCGGACAGGAAGUAAGGAAAGACUCAUGGCGCCCGACUAGAAAGAACCAACAAUUAUCGGUUCCAAAUUAGUCUUCUAUUUAGCGCCUCUACGCUUAAGGAUACGCUUCUCUUCGAUUAAACACGUUAUGGAUUCAGAGGAGAAUGAGGUGGAGAGCAGCAGUGAUGCAGGCCCUUCAGGAAUGGAGGAGCCAUCUGAAAGCGGCAUGGGAAUGGAGUCAUCGGAGGCCAUGUCUGCAGACAGCAGCGAUGCUGCUGCUUCUCAUGCACAGGCCCCAGAGUCAGACUGUCACGUGGGCCAGAGCUCAGAGGGAGUUGUGGUAUUUAUCCCAGAAACCAGCUCCAGUACAGAUGUUAGAGUGUCCUCAGUUCAUCUUCCAGACUCUUCCUCGGUGGCCCAGUCCACCAGCGUGUCCAGUGUCUCCACAGUGACUCAGUCGGUGCUGGUGUCUGAGUCAGCCCAGGUGCUGGUCCAUUCCAGCGCCGUGUCUGAGGGAGCCAUGAUGGUUUCUGACUCCACUGCCUCCACCUCGUCCGAUUUGGGUUCAGCCAUCGACAAGAUCAUAGAAUCCACUAUCGGUCCUGAUAUCAUGAAUGGGUGCAUAGCUGUUACAAGUGCAGAGGAUGGAGGAGCAGAGACUACCCAGUAUCUGAUAUUACAAGGGCCAGACGAUGGAGCUCCUAUGGUAGCACAGAUGUCUUCCUCUGCCCUGUCCAACCGUGUUGCCGUAGAAGCUCUCGCUGAAGGUCCCACAUCCACCUGUUUCGACCAAGGAGACCUACAUGGCAUUCCUGAACCAGACCAGCCUGACGACCAGCCUGGACACUCCGGUUAUCCAGAGGACAGCAGCAGUCAGCCUGACCAGCCCCAACACUCCCAUCCCUCCCAAUACAUGGAGUGCAGCGCAGACGGCCCCGACCAGACCGAGGAGUCCUCUUCUUCCUACGUGGAGUGCUCAGGAGAGGAACCUGACCAGACUCGCUCCCAGUCAGGCUUCGCUGACUACAGUGGAAGUAACAGUGACCAUGACCUGCCAGGAUAUGUGGAGUGCAGUGGAGCUGACUCAAAUCCCACCAGCCGAAGCCACUACGUGGUGGAGUGCAGCACGGGGUAUCUGGAGUGUGCAGUGGACGAUGGAGAGCAGCCACAUCAUUCACGCAGCUACAUUGACAGCAGUGCAGACCACCGGACCCAGACGGGCCGUCAGUAUAUGACCGAAUAUGGGGCAGAAUGUGUUGCAGCUGCAGAUUCGGAGCAGCCUGGCUGUUCCCAGUACCGAGCAAGAGACGACGAUGAGGACGAUGAGCAGAACCAGGAUCCAGAUCAGCCGCAGCACUCUCAACAACAGCCUCAGCAUUCCUGUUACACAGAGAACAGCAACGGCCCUGAGGCCUCCGUCUAUGCUGAUGACAGUUCCUCAUCCGACCACCCGCUGGCUGACACAGCCGGGUCAGGGGGGCUUCCUGAGGCAAUGGAAUGCAGUGAAAGCCAGACAGGGCUGUACAUCAGCAGCAGUGGCACCUAUACCUCCAAUCCAGAACCCGAACUGGCCCAGCAGAGCUCCUCCAGCCAAGAGGAGCCCCAAGGUUCCCAGGACGAACCCAAGCCGGCAAGGGACAUGGAGACAUCAAGUGUCACUGUGGGCUCUGGAGACCAACCGCCAAACCUUGCUGAAUUAGAGGAGAUGAUGGAAGUUGUGAUUGUGCAGCAGUUCAAGUGUAAGAUGUGCCCAUAUAAGAGUGCCUCCAAAGAGACGCUCAUCAACCACAUGCGAGACAAACACUUCAAACCUGCAGGGGAAAUGCCCAAGAAGCGUAAGCGUGGACGACCUCCUAAAAGUGAAACACUAGCCCGUCAAAAAGCACAGAGGGAGGAGGCAGAACAGAGGAAGGCGGCAGAGGUGAAAACUGCUGAGCCCAAACAAGCUGCAGAAGAGGAGGAUGAUAUUGUGGAUGCUGGAGCCAUCGAUGAUCCUGAAGAGGAUAGUGACUACAACCCCGCAGAUCCAGAUUACAAAGGGAGGCCACCGGUUGUGAAGAAACAAGCUACUCCAAUCUCCUCCUCCUCGCAUGGGCGCCCUCGACGAAAGGUCGGGCGUCCAAGGAAGUACUGUGUUUCAGACGAGGGCUAUGGCAGCAAGGAAGCAGAAAGCGUUGCUAAGGGGCCAAGGGUUAGCACGGAUGCAAGUUUAUCCGAAGAAGCAAGCUCUUCUGGUUUAGGCAACGGUCCAGCGACAAUAACUGAUGGAGAAACAGCCGAGGCAACUAUAAGCCAGUCAGACUCCGAGAACAAAGACCCCUCAUCCAAUUCACAGGCAGAGGAGGAAUUCUUCCCGAGGAAGCGUGGCAGACCAUCCAAGCGCUUCUUACGGAAGAAAUAUAAAAAGUAUAUAAAUCGAAACCGCUACUAUAAAUCUCUCAAACCACUCUUGAGACCUCACAACUGCUGGAUCUGCGGCUCACGUUUCCUCACUCAAGAGGAUUUGCGCUUCCACGUGGAUUCUCAUGAAGGCAGCGACCCAGAGCUUUUUAAAUGCCUGCAGUGCAACUACCACUGCAAGCGCUGGUCUUCACUCAAGGAACACAUGUUCAAUCAUGAGGGCACAAAGCCAUUUAAAUGUGAUGAGUGUGACUACACCAGUGUAUAUAAGAAAGAUGUUAUCCGACACUCAGCAGUCCACAACAAAGAGAAGAAAAGAAAGACAGAGGUGGCACCAAAAGUGUCAGAGUUCCCCUGCCCUUUGUGCAGCAGGGUGUAUCCUAUGCAAAAGAGACUGACCCAGCACAUGAAAACCCACAGUUCAGAGAAACCACACAUGUGUGAUAAGUGUGGGAAAUCCUUCAAAAAGCGGUACACAUUCAAAAUGCACUUACUGACCCACAUCCAGAGUCUUGGUGAAAACAAGUUCAAGUGUGAGUUUUGUGACUAUACUUGUGAAAACAAGAAGCUGCUGCUCAACCAUCAGCUGUCGCAUACCAACGAUAGACCCUUCAAGUGUGAUUACUGUAAAUAUUCCACUUCCAAAGAGGAGUUCCUGGUCUCCCAUCUAGCCAUCAAACACACAGGGGAGAAGCCCUUUUCCUGUGACAUGUGUCACUUCAUGACCAAGCACAGGAAGAACCUGCGUCUUCAUGUACAGUGUCGCCAUCCUGAGACUUUUGAGGAGUGGUCCGUGGCUCACCCUGAAGAGCCUGUGCGGAGAAGACGAAAACCCUUCUUCACUCUGCAGCAGAUUGAAGAACUUAAACAACCACAGGACGACACCCAGGGUCUUCAGAACACUGUAGUCACUGUGGAUUCUGCGACACUACAAGCAAUGCAGAGUUUGGAAAAUGCCUCCGUUUCCCAAGAUGAGUUGGGAAACACCACUAUUAUCUAUGAACAAGCUGAAUCCAGUGAUCUGACAGCUCAAAAUGCCUUGGAUCUACUUCUGAAUAUGAGCAAUGCUCGGGAACUAGUUGGGAACUCCUUACAGGUGGCAGUGCUGAAGUCAGAUGGGAAAACAGUGGAAAAGGGAGCACUGAGUGCAGCGUCAGGCCAGGCCCAAAAGAUCGUGACCUUCCAUGUGUCUGAGAACGGUGAGACGGUUCUACAGGAGGCUUAUGAAGCAGCCACCUCUGAAACUGGAGAGCUGACGCACAUUGCCAUUGAAGCCUAUGAGGAGGGAGGAGAAUACAGUAUGGUGGAGCAUCCCAGUGGAGAGAUUGAUAGUCCCGAAUUCAGCAACAGUGAGAACAGCCCAUCCCAGGCUUUAGAGGUCUCUGGGUCAGAGAGCGUCAAAAGUGAAAAGUUCUAUCUUACUUCAGCUCUGGCUGACGGUGUAUUGCAACAAGUGGAGCUGAGCAGCGAUUCCCCAAGUUCCCCUUCAGCGGUGAGCUCUCCCAGUGUCAGCACCAAAAGGUUUUCCUGUCGAAUCUGCAUGGAGUCUUUCCAUGGACGCUCUGACAUGGAGAACCACAAGAGGGCACACUUGGAUGCAAACACUUUCAAGUGCCCUGACUGUGAGUUCACAUCCACCUCCUGGCCCGAGGUCAAGACUCACAUGGGCCUGCAUUCUUAUCUACGUCCUCAUAAGUGUCCAAAUUGCAGCUUUGCUUCAAAGAACAAGAAGGACCUGCGCAGACACAUGAUGACCCACACCAACGAGAAACCUUUCGCUUGCAAACUUUGUGGGCAAAGAUUUAACAGAAAUGGCCAUUUGAAGUUCCACAUGGAGCGUCUCCACAACCAGGAUCAUCCCGCUCGAAAAAACCGUGCAGGCACAUCUCAGCAAACCAUUAUUGUCAACAGUGAUGAAGAGGCCUUGGCUACACUUCAGUGUAAGGGACGCAGGGCUCCUCCAAUGGUGGAACUGCAGCUAUCAUUACAGGGACAUCAGACUGUGAUCACACCAGAGAGACUGCAGGCCCUGGGGCAAGAUCACAUUAUUGUUGCUCAAGAACAGGCGUUAUCAGACCAGGAGGAAGGUACAUACAUCCAGCAGAUAACCACUAUAGAUGGGCAGACUGUUCAGCACCUGAUGACUGGAGAUAACCAGGUGACUGAGGUCCAGUACAUCAUUUCACAGGAUGGAGUAACGCAUGUUCUUCCUCAAGAGUAUGUAGUUGUAGCUGAUGGUAACCACAUACAGAUGCCAGAUGGACAGAUCAUUCAAUAUGAGCAUGAUCAACAGAUUGCUGUAAGUCACGAUGGUCAGAUCCAGUACCUGCCUGUUAGAUCAGACCAGCAGAUCAUAAAUCCUGAAGACCUGGAGGCUGCUGCCCACUCUGCUGUCACAGCUGUAGCAGACGCAGCUAUGACGCAAACCCAGACAGUCUACGCUGAAGCAACGCCCGAACAGCUGGAACAGCUGCAGCAGCAAGGCAUCCACUAUGAUGUCAUUACUUUCACCAAUGACUAGCGGGACAAUUGGAAACCACCAUGAGCUUGUAGAACAGUGACCUCAGCUUACAUGUGCAUCCAUGCGUUUAGCUAGCCGGACAAACACCGUACCUCCUGCACAGCAUCAUCUGCUCCUGGCAGCUGCAUUAUACAAGAUCAACAGCUUUUAUAAUUCAGAUUAUUGCACUUAUUCCUGUGACCCUUGCAGAGCUAAUUCGAGCAACAUCUGUCUGCUCUAUCUUCAUUAAAACUGCAUUUAUGUGCCUCAACUGCUUCUACUUGCAAGACAAUAUUAUCAGUAAAAAAUGCAAUGGCUACCAUGUUUUAGAAAAUGUUGGAUACCCUAGUUUUGUGGCAGAAUGAAAUGAAAAGGGAGUGUUUAUUUUUGAUUUGUUAUAAGUUAUCUUUCAUGUUAGCUUGCUGUAACAUGUUUUUUGAACAUUGCUGUACAUAAAUUUUGCCUUCUGUUAUAUUAUGGACAAAAGUGAGUACAAAGUGUAUUAUAAGUCAAAAGCUUUCACCAAAUAAAUCGCUUUGUGUAUAUACAUGCAUGUACUGCUUAAAGUAUCCAUACAUUUUUGGUUGUUUUCCUAGCUGGUGAGUCAUUCUAAGGAUGUUUUUCCAUAACAGUUUCCAAAGGCAGAUAGCAAAUCUACAUAAACCUGUUUUAAGGUCAAAACAGAAAUGUUAUUGUCCUUUUUUCACAAGAUGCUAAGAAAAGGGGGAAAGUAUAUGCUGUAAUGUUGAUAAAGGAGCGAAAGCAUAAUGGAAAAAUAAAAAUAAAAAGGUGACAAACAUCAUUAGACACGAGCAUUACCCACUGAAACAAAGUGAAACUAUUCCAGUUGGCUUUUUACAGUCUCACAGUUUUAAAAUGGUUUUGGGUUC